CUGUUCUCUGCCUCUUUCCUUCCUCCCAAACACUAUCUGCUUUGCAACAACAAGUUAAAAACUUUAUAAUGAACUUAACCUGAUUUUCAGGUCUUACAGAGGAGGUUAACCCAAACUCUGACAAAGAGGUCAUGAUUUCAGAACUGCUAAUACCUGGCAGAUCUGGGAUUCAAACCUCUGGCUUUCUUUUUCUAAAGGUUUUAUGGCAACAUCGACGUUGGUGAUUAGGGAAUGCUAGGACUUACUCGUUUUUUUCAAUGAAGAGUGUUAACUACAAAUAUUUCUUUAAUGCACAAAAUAAUGUUUAACAUUAAAAAAAUGGACAGCUUUUAUUUUUCCAAACUGCAUUCUCUUCUUGUUCAGAGGGAAUGCAGGCAGGCAUCCUGCAUCCAGAACCACAGAAGGUUUUCACGAUCACCCUUCCACCUCUUGGUUAAUCGGUGUGUGUGUGCCUUGCUAGGAAGUAGAGGAGCACCGCAGGAAUUUGGAUGGUGUUUGUCUUUCAUUCCUGUGGCGUCAUAAAGUAAGGCUGUUCUCUAAGGGAACAGAUUUGGAGCUGUUACUCAAAGUCAUUUAUCUCCUGUCAUGAAGUUCAAAUAUUGUAUUUUAAAAUUAGUUGUUAUGCUGUCCCUGAAUUGGCUUACCCACCCCUUGGAUUCAUUCUGAAAGGUGCUUUUAUCUCUGCUCUUUUUCUCAGUGGUGCUUCUAGAUUUGGGGAAUUUUCUGGGCUAACGACAUACUUGAUGCUCUGAUUUCAAAAUUCAUAGUAUUGAUUUACUAGAAGAACACAGGAGUGUUUCAGAAAGCAGACAUUUAACUCUAAAAGCUACACUGUAAAGUGCUGACAGCAGGACUGUCCCCCAUUUUCCCUGUCAUUCCUACAGUUGGUGCGGCUCGUGGAUCAUUAGUGGUACUUCAUUCAAGUUGCUUUUUCAGUGUUCUGCCACGUCAGCUUCCUUAUUCAUAAAACAAAGAACCCCAAAUCUCCUGGGGUAAAAGAAAGCUCUUCCUCUUUAAGUAGCAGGCAGAAAAUGUAGGGAUUUUUUUUUUUCCUCUGAAUUUCUCUGUGUAAUUACUAUAUUUGUCUGCAGGAGCGAGGACCACUCCUUGUGGUUUGUGCCUGAUUAUCUUUCUUGAAGGCACACAGUUCCCUAGGCUGUGCGCCUGGCAGGGAGCAGAGGCCGGGAGCUCUCAGCUGUGUGAGAACUGGGCGAGCAUAUGGCUACUUCUCUCCCCGAACGCUGGUCCCAGUGCAGUUGCCUCUGGCUGGAGGGCUGGGAGGUGGAGCCUUUCUGCUCACCGCCGCGAGUUCCCUUCUCCUUUCUCUCUACUGGCUGUGCAUUGGCUCUUCGUGCUCUGAGUGGAAUAGGCAGGGUGUGCUCACAGACCGCGGUGUAAACUGCAGUUUCUAUUUGGGGUGCCCGGGGAGAAGAGCACCAGGAAGGAAAGACAGCACCAGUGCCAUGGGCCAGCUUUGCUGCUUUCCUUUCUCAAGAGAUGAGGAAAAAAUCAGUGAGUUGGAAAGCCCGUCCUCUACCGUCCUGCAGAGAUACAGACAGGAUAUACCCAGCUGGCCAAGUGGUGAUAAGAAUGGAGGUGAGCCCGAUGAUGCUGAACUGGUAAGGCUCAGUAAGAGGCUGGUGGAGAACGCGGUGCUCAAGGCUGUCCAGCAGUAUCUGGAAGAAACACAGAACAAAAGCAAGCCAGGGGAUGGGAGCUCUGUGAAAACUCAAGAGGCUGGUAGGAAUGGCACUGAGAGUGACAACAACAGGAAAUGAGAGCCCAAUGCAGGCAGGCCCCGCGGCUCCGUGAGAAGCAUCCCGCUCCCCUCUGCUGAGUCAACGGAUUAAUUUGCAUUGUGCUGUUUCGGUGUCUCUUGUCCAAUCCGUGGAGAUUGCCUACGACUUUCAUGAUCAGUAUGUUUGCAUUUCUGAAACACAACAGAAGAGAAGUGCUGGGACUAGCAGAGGAAAUUAACUUCCAGAAGAAUGGCCUGGGUUUCACUUGCCUUCCACCAUGGCCGAGGGAGAGGGGACUUGGGGUUAUGCCUCGUGGACUCAAAUUAGAGGCCAUGGAAGGGGCCUGGCCGUCGCUGGAAUACUGCCAUUUAUAUUGCUUAACAGGGCACUUGACCACUUUAUCUGAGGCCAAAACACACACACAGCUAACAAGUGCUAAGAGUAAAAUAAUCCCUGUUGAAUUCGUUGUCCAUGCUGUUGGUCCAUAAUGUCUCAUGUCUGUCAUCCGUCUGCUAUGGCUAUGCAGUGAUUUUUAUUUACAGUAAAUUGGUUUCACGCAAAUGAUAUAUUUUUGGCAAAAUGCAGCCUUUUCUAUGAAACGUGGGCAACAUCUUAAAGGUUUCUUUUAACCUUCUUUUGAUAAGUCAGUGUGCCAUAUUUCAUAUUUUUCACUGGCAUUUGUUUGUAAAAUGUAUUACAUAAUUUUUUUUUUCCCUAGGCAAGAAACCUAUUGGACUCCGGGACUUAAUUAAUGAAGCUUUGCACCGAGAAAGGAUGAGUCUGAAGGCCAAAGUGAAACAGAUAAAGGAAC
Messenger RNA from Mustela erminea (ermine), 2550 nucleotides. It is a transcript of the gene AKAP7, whose product is annotated as A-kinase anchoring protein 7. Lineage: Eukaryota; Metazoa; Chordata; Mammalia; Carnivora; Mustelidae. The transcript is spliced from 3 exons. The record is from RefSeq and is a predicted model, not a curated record. Gene Ontology annotation, molecular function: protein kinase A regulatory subunit binding. Bases 1464 to 1778 code for a protein of 104 amino acids. Gene Ontology annotation, cellular component: cytosol.